This is a messenger RNA of Aedes aegypti (yellow fever mosquito), 5247 nucleotides long. RefSeq lists its product as uncharacterized. The record is from RefSeq and is a predicted model, not a curated record. The transcript is spliced from 8 exons. Bases 158 to 5134 code for a protein of 1658 amino acids. Gene Ontology annotation, cellular component: nucleus. Gene Ontology annotation, molecular function: zinc ion binding. NCBI's taxonomy places the organism in Eukaryota, Metazoa, Arthropoda, Insecta, Diptera, Culicidae.
CCUUGCUGUCAAAAUAUUUGACACCAAAAAAGACGUCGGCCGAAAAAUCAAUCCAAGCAGCCGCUGCUCUUCUGUUUGCUGUCGUUAUUCAGUGCCCAAUAAAUUAGUCGCGAGUUUAGUUUGUUGUUCGCAGUUGUGAGUGCGCAAAUCUUGCCAGAUGACCACAAAUAGUGGCGGUCUAUCGACCGGUGUGGUAAAAUGCUGCGUCCAAGGAUGCCCCUCGAUGUAUGGCGAAGUGGGCAAAAGCUUCCACCGGUUCCCGACGAUCAACACUGCUCGGGAUGUGCUGCGACGGGAACUGUGGGUUGAAGCGGUCGGUUUGCCGAACGAUAAAAAUAUCAUCGACAUGUCCAUCAUUUGUGGGAAACACUUCGAAAAGGGAAAACCAUCGCUUCCUAUGGAGAUAAGGGCCCCCAAUUGGCUUCCCAGUCUGCAUUUGAAAUCCGGCCCAGAGAUGGUUUCCAUGACCAACCCGGUGAACAAUAGUGUUGCAGAAACACCUCUCGUGACCGCGAGCAUCGUUGUGCCCCCACAACGGGAAGCUGUGCCCAUUGUUCCGAUAAUGGGACCACAAAGCGUUCCCAAAGACUUCAACCUACCCGAAUUUUGCCGGCUGUGUCUAGCCGAGGGAGUGCAAAUGGUAUUCCCGAAGGAUUCCAGGGUAUACGACCAGUUGGCCAGCAAAAUCAGCGAUCAUUUACGCUUGACGAUAACGGUAGGAGAGCUGACCCGUAGUUUGAUCUGUAAAAAAUGCUACGAAAACUUGGAGCAGUUUCAUCAGUUCCGUGCUCGCUGCGCCCGUCAGGAUAUGUACUUGAACAUGCGAAAAUCUUUGGAGCCGGAACGUAAACAACCGCUCCGCUACAAGGACAACUGGUACUGGUACUCGUGUCUGGGAAACAACAUGAACUCCGUCAUCUGGGGUUGCAGUGUCGUGUGUUGUCCGGCGUUUAUCGUGAGUCACCCGAGUGGUCGGAUUUGCUCCAGGUUCGCGAACCACCAGCACAAGCAGAAGAUGGAGGACGUGAAGGCGGUGUACUGCAAUGGCGAGUACGUUUUCGAUGGAUAUCGGUACAGUUUUGAGCUGAUCAACCGGAAUCGAACGCUGACGUUCAGCUGUAGGAGCUUGAAAGAUCCUCACAAUGAAUGCAGGGCACUUUUGACUUCUAACGACCGAAGUGAGGUACUCUCGGUGGGACAGCACAAUCAUGAGCGGGAGAUUAUCAUUGAAUCUGCGGUGAAAGACAGCGUGGACGGAGCGAAGAGAUCCAUUACGUUGAUCCGUGGAUUCGAUCAGGAGAUCGUAUUCUGUCAAGGCUUUUGGUACACAACCGUUGCGGAGCAGAGUAAUGUAUCCGAAUGGAAAUGUGUUCGGACGGAUUGCACCAGUACGAUUACCAUGGUUAACGGGACGGUUCAGUACUUUGGAACUCACUGCCAUCUACCGGUUUUCCUGAAAUGGGGAGCUGAGGAGGACAAGACCAUUGAACCGAAAACCACGACCCUGAUGAAGGUCAUAAACCCUUUGCCUGUUUUGCCGAAGCCUACUUCUACGAUUCAGGCAAUACCUCCGGUAGCUUUGCGGGAAUCAACGACAAUUGUUCAUUCAGGUCUGCCGACGGUUACGACCCCGGCAAGCACAACCGAAUUAGGUGCUUCUACUAUGAUGACUGAUAUAAAGACAGAACCCCAAGAACUACAGAUUGCCUCUGUGAGUUCCCUGGCGACUCAUGUCCCUCCUGCUCCUGUGAGGCCUCAACUUAAUCAACCGUUGGUAGUAUCGGCUGCAGCAAUGACCCCGAGAAUAACGCCUCCAUUGCCAACGAAGAAACUCCCGAACGUCUCUAUCAGACCCAAUCACCACAUCCAAGUGAUGAAACGAACGAUUGCUCCAACGGUACGCGUUGUACCUCCAGCUCGUCCUAAGCUUGUAAUUCCGGUACAUCCGCCACCUAGAACAUCCAUCAUUCCAUCCCCAGUGCCAACGCCAGACACUACAUCAUCAGUAACAGAUCAGCCUCCGACAAUGCCCAAAAUCCUCCACGUCAUGUCGCUGAACCUGGCGCACCAACCGGAAACAACGAUCGCCGCUGAGGUACCACCGGAUCCCGUCCCCCAAACGCUGACCACAGCCGACGGGUGGGACGGAAUGGUGUCUCAAAUCAAACUGGAACCCGAUCCUUUCCCAGAGGACGAACCGGAAACCAUAACGGAUGAGAUACUACCUACGGUCGCGUCGACGACAACAACGAUACCCGUUCAGAGCGUCAGCAUUGAUCAGAAUGUGAAUUUACCGAAACCGCCUCCGCUGACGCCACGGCCAAUGAUGCUGGUGUCGUCGGCGUCGGUGUCCACCAACAAUACGUUGGACGUUACCGCGCUGGAUCCGGAUUGUAUGGAUGGCUUGGAAACAACGGUGCCGACAACGACAACAACUGAAAACAUGGCGAGCGCCCAAGAAACCAUGCCAGUUGAAGAAGACGAUGACGGUCUCCACGAUCUUCAGGACGACGACGAAAUUCCGCCGAUCGUGCCCAUCGAUGCCGAUAUAGUGUCGAGAAUCAUCGGCAGCGAAUAUACGACCAGAGUUCUUCCCAAUGGCAAAACUCAAGUGAUACGCAAGACCAUACUUUCUCGGGGUUCGGUGCCACCGUCAUCGGCGAGGACUACGAAAAAGAACGUCUUGCCAACCAUUGCGAACCGCAAUGAAGAAAGGAACCUCAAAUUCUAUUGUUCAUACCCAGCGGCCACGAAGCGGAUCAAUAGUGGUGCCGAAGAGGUGAACAACAGUUUAGCAAAGAAGGCUAAAUCAACAGAGUCCUCGGAUCCGCCAGAGACGGCAAUUGUCGACGUGGACAAAUCUGCAGCGCCGGAAGACGAAGAGAUAGGCCAAACGGCAGCGGAAGAUCCUAUCGCUAUCUCGAUAGAACCCCAUCAAAAUCAAUCGAAUGACGAAGAUUCACGACAAUCAAGUAGUUCUACUAACGAUGAAUCUAUCGCCAGAUCGGAUACUCCUCCGAAAGAUGACGAAAGCCAGGUUCAGGAGGUUCAGGAGACAGCUCCCGCCGAAGAACCUCCGGCUGUAGCAUCAGAUCAGCAAAGCAAUCAAGCGGACAAGAAGCCAUCCGCAUCGAAGUCGGUUCAACUGGUCAAACUGCAGCGCACCGAACAGAUGUUGAGCCACGAGGGCCAUCUGUACAAAAUGAAAUGGCACAACCGGCGGCACAGCUACUGGGACUGUAUGCUGCGGGACCAGGUCAACUGCAUGGCCGUUCUGGAAACGGUAGGCGAGCAGAGUCGCCACUGGCGGAAGUUCGGCUCGCACAACCACAAGGUACCGAAGCCGAUCAUCAACGAUGAGAACCGCAGCAGCUACCGGAUGCUCACGAACGAAGGGAACCUUCCCAGGGUAAAGCACAUCCCCGCGCAGUCGAUGAAGAUCUCCGACAUUCAGGACCGGGUCGGGCGGAUGAUGAGCGUGACGAAGCGAAGGAUGUUCGGGUACAGUAUCACAAGGAUUGCUCGGGGCGUGCUUUUGAAGUUCGAUGGCUAUGAGUACAAGGUUACGCAUGCCAUCUUCCCAGGGUUCAGAUGGAAAUGCGUCUCCUGCAUCAGCCUACUUGAGACCGACGAAAAGUUCUCCAUUUGUAUGGAACUUGCCACACACGACCACGAACCCACAUCCGACGUCGUCGAUUUGGUCGAUUUGGUGGACAGAUCUGUUGAAGCUCGCAAACCCGUUCCACCGCAUCAGUCUCAACGGUCGCUGCCGCAAAAAGCUACCAUUGACGAUAGGUUGGUUGCACAGAACAACUCAGAAUCAGUCCAAGGUCAUUCUGAUGGUUCUGAUGAUAACUCGUCCAAAGAGGCUGAACAAACGUCAGAGGACCUGGGUAGAGAUCAAGAAAUGGGAGGAACAUCCACAGAUGAAACCUCUGUGCAGCAUACUCAAACUCAACCCAAUCCGGUGGCAUCGGUUGAGGAAGUUGAUCCCAUCGAUGCAAUGCUUCAGGAAAUUACGGGAGACACAGGUCAAGACAGCCAAGGUCUUCUGAAUCCAUCUACUGGUCAAUACAGCCAAAAUAACUCUGAUGACGACGAUGAUGACGAGGAGAUGACUCUGGAUCCAUCGAACGGCGAAAUGGUCAAGAAGGGCGAUUUGAAGCGGAAAGAAGCUCGAAAGGCUCUACUCGAGGACAUCGUCGCGGAUGAAGACGAUGACGAGAUGGAAUAUCUUGACCCUCUGACGGGUGAAAUGCGACGCAAGGGGGAUCAAGCGUCCUUGGCGACCGAAUCGCCUCCCGAAGAGAGCACAGAUCAAAAUGUCACGGGCGGCGGACCGUCCAACGAUGAUUUUGAGGAGAUGAUCAAGAAGGACUCCGCAAAAGAAUCGGUCGACACGAGAAAACACAAAAAGCCGAAGAAGAACUCUUUGGCGGCACUCAAAAUGGUCGUGGACGUUCACAAGCGGCUGAAGAUCCCCGAUGAACAAAGAAACUUUGAAGUACUGAUCGCACCAGAAGACAGCUCCACGUGUCUGAUUCGGUUCCAGAAGUUCACCUACGAACUGGAUGUGGUCCAUGAUGCUUUCUCGAUAUGGAAGUGUCAUCUUUCGCCCCAGUACACGUGCAGGGGCAAGGUGCAACUCAACAAAGACUGCCAGGAAGUUGUGGUAACAGGGGUGAGUCAUUGUCACGCGUCCGACCUGGAGGACAUGUUCACCGAACUACCCCAGGAACUAGACGGGGAAAUCAUGGACAGUGAUCUCGGCUCCACCCAGAGCUACACAUUCUUCAAACGGCCCGAUUACGUGUAUCAGUUGCGACUGGACGAUGGGUAUCUGUACAAUUGCUUAACAAUCUCUAAAACUGGCGUCAGUUGUUGGCGAUGUGCGGACAGGCAGGCUCAUAACUGCAAGGCCAUGUUCACCAUGGAGGGUAAGUUUAAAUCGUUGCUAAGGAACAGGUUCAGUCAUCCACAUGAUCCUGCCUCGUCGGAAGCGGUGGAAUCUCAAGCCGAAGGUGCGGAAGGCAACCGUUCGGUAGAUUCGGACGGUAAGAAAGGUUCUGCCAAAAGAUCAGCCAAAGGCGAAAACGAAGAAGACCGAAAUAAACAGAAACGGCAAACGCUUUAACUAGCCGAUCGCGAAAUCGACUGAAGAUGUUAUUAGUAACUAUAGUAGUAGCGUUUAUUUAGCUUUAACCGUAAAAUUUCAAUAUUGGAAUACAGUGUAAUAUGUACAGCGAA